Messenger RNA from Rangifer tarandus platyrhynchus (Svalbard reindeer), 1038 nucleotides. NCBI's taxonomy places the organism in Eukaryota, Metazoa, Chordata, Mammalia, Artiodactyla, Cervidae. The record is from the annotation of a GenBank genome assembly.
AUGGAAAGAGAACUUGUGUCCUUAUCUCCAUCCAUCUCCGCAUCAGAAAUGGAAACCAACAGCACCUUCAGCGAUCACCAUAGCGACAGGAACUGCACAGCUGAAUACUUUAAGAGAGAAUUUUACCCCAUCGUGUACAUGGUAAUAUUUAUCUGGGGAGCCUUGGGAAAUGGCUUUUCCAUAUAUGUUUUCCUGCAACCUUAUAGGAAGUCCACAUCUGUGAACAUUUUCAUGCUCAACCUGGCUACUUCAGAUCUCUUGUUCACAGCCACACUGCCCUUCAGGGUGGACUAUUACCUCAGAGGGUCCAACUGGAUAUUCGGGGACCUGACUUGCAGGAUUAUGUCUUACUCUAUGUAUGUCAACAUGUACAGCAGCAUUUAUUUCCUGACUGUGUUGAGUGUUGUGCGUUUCCUGGCAACCGUUCACCCCUUCCGGCUCCUUCAUACCACCAGCAUCAAGAAUGCCUGGAUUCUUUGUGGGGUCAUAUGGAUCUUUAUCAUGUCUGCCUCAAUAAUGCUUCUGAAAAAUGGCUCUGAGUUGAAGGGCAAUGUCACAUUGUGCUUGGAGCUGAAUCGUAAUAAAGCUACUAAACUGAAGACCAUGAACUACAUUGCCUUGGUAGUGGGCUUUCUCCUGCCCUUCUGCACGCUCAGCAUCUGCUACCUGCUGAUCAUUCGAGCUCUGUUGAAGGUGGAGGUCCCAGAAUCAGGGCUGCGGCUUUCUCACAGGAAGGCACUGACCACCAUCAUCAUUGCCUUGAUCAUCUUCCUCCUGUGUUUCUUGCCCUAUCAUAUACUGAGAACCCUCCACCUGCUCCAGUGGAAGGCGGAUACAUGCAGAGACCCACUGCAUAAAGCUGUGGCCGUCACACUGGCUUUGGCGGCAGCCAACAGCUGCUUCAACCCUUUGCUUUAUUACUUUGCUGGGGAGAAUUUUAAGGACAGACUAAAGUCUGCACUCAGGAAAGAUCAUCUACAGGAACCAAAGUGCAACUUUCCUUUCUGUGUGUGGCUGGAAAAUGAAACAAGAGUGUAA